Plasmodium fragile is the source of this 1428-nucleotide messenger RNA. RefSeq lists its product as uncharacterized. The record is from RefSeq and is a predicted model, not a curated record. The coding region runs from base 1 to 1428 and encodes 475 amino acids. NCBI's taxonomy places the organism in Eukaryota, Apicomplexa, Aconoidasida, Haemosporida, Plasmodiidae. The transcript is spliced from 2 exons.
AUGGAUGGUGAUUUAUGUGGUGGUGGGUGCUUCCAUGGUGGUUCAGGAAAGAGUAGUUCUACGUGGGUAGCGAAUAAGAAUAGAUUUAGAAAUGGUUGCGUUCGUUCAUUAGGGAAAGGGAAUAACAUGAUUACAAGUAGAAUAUACACAAGGGUUGCAAGGUCUGGAAUAUUUAUUUUGUUUUUUCUAACCCUUUUUAAUCUCUUUGUACAAAAUAUGUACUACAAAAGUGAGGAGUGGGAAUCAUUUUCAAAGCUAGAAUUAGGUAACAAUGGAUGUUCAAGAAUAUUAGCUGAAAUCAAACAAGUGCAGAAAUGUGGUGAUGUAGCUGGAGUGGCGCUUAAUGACGAAGAGAGUGAUUAUGUGACAAAGUACAAGGAAGAAUAUUACAAAAGAAAGGAGGAAAGGAUGAAACAAAUGGGCCAGCGUCCAUUACCCAAUAGUAUGAACAACGGAGGUAAGGUUACUACAGUAACGAGCAAGACGCAGUGUGUCAAGCCAGAAGGGACAUUCCAGAAUAGGAGAACUCCAAAUAGGAUUGUGCAGAGGGAGAGAAAUUGGAAUGAGAAGAAUAAGAAAAAUAAAAAUGGAGAAAAUAAAAAAACGACUAUAGAGGAGUUGAAGAAAAAACAUGAAGACAUUUUGUACCAAAAAAUAAGCAAAGAAGAAAUGAAAGAAAAUUUUGAUUUCGCUGACGCCAGUAAUUAUGAAAAUAUACAAAGAAAAAAGAAUGUUGUUUAUAAUGAGGAUGAUAAUGACCAAUUGCAAUAUGGUUGUAAGAUGGCAGAUAUUAGUACGAAAAUUACAGAAAGGGAUUUAAAUUUUAAGAUGAAACAACUACCGUAUAAUGUAAAGCAAAAAGACAUGUUUAUAAUAUGGCAUUAUGUUCAGGGUUUUGGAAGAGAUAAGCAUUUAACAGUGAUGGGGAAUUUAUGGAGAAUCUGUGGAAGUAUACAGAAGGAAUAUAACAUACCGGAGGAUAUAAAAAGAAAGGAAUGGCAAAAGGUCGCUAGCUGCAUGUCACAGGAUUUACUGGAAAAGGAACACAAUGAUUAUUUAGAGUUUAAAAAAUUAGUUGAACAGGGAUCCUGCAAUAGAGGAAAGUUUUACACAUAUAUAGAUAAUUUAAGGGAUUCGUGGAAUGCCUUAACAGCUAAUAUGUUGAAUUCAUGGAAGGAGGUGUUAAUUUCAAGACUGAAAAGUUACAGGAUACAAGAAGAAGAGAAAGCAGAAGAGGAGAAAGAAGAAGAGGAGAACGCAGAAGAGGAGAACGCAGAAGAGGCGAACACAGGAGAGACGAACACAGGAGAGACGAACACAGGAGAGACGAACACAGAAGAGACGAACACAGAAGAGACGAACACAGAAGAGACGAACACAGAAGAGACGAACGCAGAAGAGCAGAACGCAGAAGAAGAGGAAGAGUAA